AUGCUAUCUAAGCCUUGGUAAUUAAAUCCAAAAAUAAAAGAAACUCCAUAAACUAUACAAAAUAUUUAAAUUAUAUAAACUGUAAUAUACGAAAUAUUAGUAGAAUUCCUUAGAAAUAGCUGCCCACCAAAUUAAAAUAACUAAGCCCAUCUUUAAUAAGACAGAAAAAUAAAAGAAAGUCCAAAUCCUAUUUAAAUUGUAGCAGAUGCUAUAAGUGCAGAAGAGAGAAAAGAAUAUUAAAAAAAUGAUGAACCCAUUAUUUUAGGGCUUAUUAAAAGAUCUGAACUUUCUUCUAUUUUUGAAGGAUAUGAUAAUGUCGUUUGGCUUGAUACUAUGAAAUCUACUAUGUAAGGUUUGGGCGAAUCUUUAAGUAAGAUUGUUCAAAAUACUUAUAUUAUAGAAAUAAAAAAAAAGAUAGAUUUUCCAAUAGCAUUUGGAAACGAAGGAUUAAAAGGAGUUAUAGCAACAGAAAACAUUCCGGCAAAUACAGUAAUAUGUUGUAUUCCUAUAAAACUUAUCAUAACAACUAAAAAAAUAAAAGAAAGUGAACUAAAGUAAAUAUAUAAAGAAAAUCCAGAUAUAUUUAGCGAAAAGAGAAAUUAUGACGGUGAAUCAGAUAUGGUUGCUGCAUUUUUAAUAUACGAGAAAUUGAAAGGUGAAGAUUCAUUUUACUAUCCAUAUUUUUAGACUGUCGAAAAGUCAUAUACAAUAUAUGACUGGACAAUUGAUGAGAUACAAGAAACUGAAAACGAUGAAAUAAUAUCAGAAUUUAAUUAAUAUUGUUAAAAUAUGGACGAAUGGAUAAUAUUGCAUGAAACACUUUUAAAAUACCCUUAAUUUUUUGACCCAAAAAAAUUAAGUAAAGAAAUAUAUAUAUGGAGUUAUGAAUUAUUAAUGACUAGAAUGUUCGGGCAUGGACUUCCCUGUUCUUUUUUAGUUCCUUUUGGAGAUAUGUUUAACCAUAAUAAUGAUUCAGGGACACAUUUAAUAAUAAAUAAAAAGUUUGAAAGCGAUGAAUUGCCUAUUCAUGAAGAUUAUAAAGUUAAAAAGAAUAAAAUAAAUAUGGAGAUUUUUCCAGAAAUAAAAUAAGAUAAUAAAAUAUUUCCUUAUAAAUCUGAAAGACUUAAAUUUAUUUAAAAAAAGGAUAUUUGUUAUAAGAAAAUGAAAAUUAAGAUUUUUUAGAAAAAGAAAUUAUUUCAUAAAUAAAUUCCUAAGAAUUAAUUUAAAAUAAAAAUAUAUAAAUAUGGGAUAUGA
This is a messenger RNA of Ichthyophthirius multifiliis, 1254 nucleotides long. RefSeq names its product SET domain protein. NCBI's taxonomy places the organism in Eukaryota, Ciliophora, Oligohymenophorea, Hymenostomatida. Gene Ontology annotation, molecular function: protein binding; protein-lysine N-methyltransferase activity. The record is from RefSeq and is a predicted model, not a curated record. Gene Ontology annotation, biological process: peptidyl-lysine monomethylation. The transcript has 4 exons.